Schistosoma turkestanicum is the source of this 15020-nucleotide messenger RNA. NCBI's taxonomy places the organism in Eukaryota, Metazoa, Platyhelminthes, Trematoda, Strigeidida, Schistosomatidae. The record is from the annotation of a GenBank genome assembly.
AUGUCAAGUCAAACUGGACAUUCAACGUCUACAUCAAAUACUAGUCCUGGACAUGCAAGUAUUGAAGCACGUGAACAUGUGGCUGCAAUUACAUCAAAAGCUGGAAUGGCUAGAAAACAUGCCGAAGAUGUAUGGAAUCGUGUUGAUCAUCUACUUCAUUUAAGAUUAGCUGUUGUUUCAAUGGAAGCAGAAUUGGACCGUAUUGUUGAUUGGUUUGUCAAGACUGGUGAACCUCGUUUUUCCGAUAUACAAGUUGGAACAAGCUUAUCGGAAUGUCAAACAAAUCUAGAUAGAUUAAUGAUAUUAACAGAUGAAGUACAUGAUUUACAACGUGCCCAUUCAUAUUUAACACAAAAUCUUCAUCAAGCAACAACUACAGACUCAUGGCGUAGAAAACGUGAAAAAAGUGUAUCUGAAAUAUUACGUGUACAAGAACAAGAAUUAGGUAUCCAUUCUACAUCAUUGAAUAUGAAUGUUGAUAAUGAAAUGGAAUUACAAAGUAUUCAUGAUUCUGAUACAUGGCGUGUAACACAUGGUGCAUAUUCUGAAUUAAUUACACGAUUGAGAACUACAGAAUCUUAUAUUUUGGAAUUUUUAGAACGAAUUGAAAACAAAAGACGUCAAUUACAUACUAGUGUAAUUUAUUAUAGUGAAAUCAAUGUGAUUCUUAGUCAAAUCUAUCAACUUGAAGCGGAUAUGAAAAAAACACGAGAUCUUCAACAGAUUGGAUUAGAAGAAAUUUAUUACAAUAGAUUAACUGAUAUAGAAGUACGAGUACCUGGAUUAAAACAAACAUUGAAUGAAUUAAACACCAAUUAUAAUGACAGAAUUAGAAUGUCGAAUUUAAGAACACAACUUGGUGUUAUAGUAAAAUCUGGUCCUCAUGAAUUUGAACUCAAUUCCGUUGCAGCAGCUUCAAUAAAUGGAAAAAUGCGUGAAGUUGAUGAAGGCAUUGCUAGAUGCCGAGAUUUGCUUAAUCAACAUAAGGAAUUAAAUAUAAAAGUGCAAAAACGUGAAGAAACAGAAUUUCGUCUGAAUGAACUGAGCAUGUGGUUAAGUCAAAGGAUCUAUCGUUCGCUUGUGGAACAUGGAAGGUGUGGUACAACACUUGAACAAGUAGCUGAUUUUGAAGAUGUACAUCAUCGUCUUCAACGUGAGCUCCAAUCUAGAGAACCUGAGUUAGAAGAAUUGAGAAUAGCGAUUAGUCGAUUAUCUCCAACUUCUGGUAAAUCAAGCUCACAGGAUCGUUUAAAUGAACUAUCAUCUUGUUGGACACGUUAUAGGCAAAUUAUUCAAUUACGAUUAGAAUUAUCUCAUCAAUUCUCAUCUUUAUUAAAACGUAUACGUGAAAAUGACAUACAAUUUAAUGCAACAAUUCAGAAAAUGAAUGAAACUGAUAACAUGAAAUUAAUAACUACUGGUUUAGAUUUUCAUCCAGAUUGGAUAGUUGGUAGUUCGAAUACACCACAAAUAGCUGAACGUAUACGAAAUGAAUUCAAUAUGACUACAAGCAAUUUAGAAGAAGAACAAAGUGUAAUUCGUCAAUCCAUUAACCAUAUUACUCAAAGAGCUGAUCAAGAUCUUCAGAUAACUGAAACAGUACAUUUUUGUCAAGUUCAAUUAGAAUUAAAUAAUAAACGUUUAAAUCAAUUACGUAAUUCUUGGGAUAAUUGUCAACAAUUAUGGAAUCAAUACAAACUUGCUCAAGAACAAUGGAAAAUAUUUACAGAAACAGCUUAUCGUUUGGAUGAAUCAAUAACAUCAUCACUAUCACGUAUGUCUAGAACACCAUUAUCAAAUCAGCCACAUGAACUUGCUGAAGCUCUAAGAGUUCAUCAUAAUGAACGCAAUGAAAUUGAUCAUUUAACAAUGAAUUUAAAAACAAAAGCUCAACAAUUAGGAAAUAUGAUUGGUGCUCAACCAGAUGAUCAUGACUAUAACAGUCAAGGUUGGAGAUUUAUUGAAAUACCGAAUAAAUUAACUUCUGGUCUACCAUCAUCAACUAUGGGAAAACGUUUACGUUCAGAAAUGUGUUUACAAUUAGCUGGCUUAGAAACAAGAUGGAAAGCAUGGGAUAAAGCAUGGACAUCUAGAAGUAUACAACUGGAACGACGUGGUACACAUUUCAGACAUUUAACAACUAUUGAAGAAAUAGAAGCGGAAAUUAUUUUAGCUGAGAAAAAAUUACAACAGAUUAUGGGAAUGGUCUCAUUAACUGCACCAUUAGCACUUGUUCAAAAUGCUGACAGAGAUCUUAGUCAAAUUGAAGCUGAAUUACCGGUUUUGCACAGUCGAAUACGUUCUAGUGCCCCAGACAUGAAAUUACAAUUAAUUCAAGGUGAACCAUCACCGACGGAAUAUACUGGAGCAAAUAUUGAUUUGCUAAAUGUUUCAAAACGUCAUGAACAACUGGAAACACGUUUAACAAUAUUCACACAAGAAACUGUACGAUGUCGUACUGAAAUUAGUUUAACUCUACGUUUGCUGAAUGCUGUGGAUAUGGCACAGAAAGCUUUAUCACAGAUAACAUUUAGUUUGAAUCGUAUUAAACAUCAACUACCAGAGAUUUCUGCAGAAAAUCGUUAUCAGAUGGAAGAGAUACGUGUUGAUAUAUCAGAACAAAUUAAUAGAGGGCGUGUACUUGCUGAUACACAUAUACCAGUCUUGGAACAAUUAGCUAUUCAAUAUCCACGUCCUAUGGAAGCAAAACAAUAUAUACAACCAAUUAUCAAUGAAUUUCAAUCGUCUAUUAAUAAUUUAACACAAAUAUCAGAUGAAAUACGUGUAAGAACAGAACAAUGUAUUAAUUUACAACGUUUACAUCCAACACAAGUCAUUGAUGAUCAAAUCAAAUCAACAUCACUUUCUAUGCCAGUGAAAGCAAAACCACCGUCAAUUAUUAAACCAUUGGAAAAUAUAACUACAGAAGAAGGUAAAAAGAUUAUUAUGGAAACAAUUUUUGAUUCUGGUCUUCCACCAGAUGCCAACCCCUAUGAUAUUAAUCAGCUACAAGUAACUUGGUACAAAGAUGGAAUACCUGUAGUUACACCAGAUUAUGAAGUCAGCUUAACACCGAAUAAGGCAAGUUUGAAAAUAUCUGAAACUUUAAAUGAAGAUAAUGCGAUAUUCACAUGUUCUAUCAGUACACCAUAUGGUAAAGCUGAGACAAAAUGUACUUUAAGCAUCAUUGAAACACAUAGUCCAAUACCGGUUAGUGAAGCUUUAGUUCAACCAACUCAAAAUGUAAGACAACAAAAACCUAUUCGUGAAUUGGGUGAACCACCUGAAUUUAUCAAACACCUACAAUCGAUGCGUAUCAAUGAAACUAGUGAAAUUGUAUUAGAUUGUCAAGCUGUUGGUUUACCUGUACCAUUUUUAUCAUGGUAUAGAAAUGGUCAAUUAAUUGAUCAUAAUCCGGAUUUUAAAAUUACUCAACUAGCUGGAUCAGGAAUAUUAAGGAUUCCACAAUGUCGUCUGAUGAAUCAUUCAGGUGAAUAUUUAUGUCGUGCUACAAAUCCAUUUGGAGAAUGUUCAACAACAUGUCAAGUGGAUAUCAAUCCUGCUCAACCACCAAUAAUUAUUCAACCAUUACAAAAUGUUAAUCUUAAAAUUGGUGAUAGGCAUAAAUUAACAGUUCAUUAUAAGAGUGAACUUCCAGUUGAAGUAGAAUGGUAUCAUAAUGAUAAACCGAUUCAAGGAGAGGUGGGUCGUCGACGUAUUACAAUGGAAUUUAAUAAUAUGGUUAGCUUACAUCUUCUUAUGGUUUCUGAUUUAGAAGAAGGAAAGUACAGCUGUACAGUUCGUAAUUCAGCAGGUUCAACUUCAACAAGCUGUAAUGUUACUGUUCAACCAAUCGAUACAAAUCAAUCUUUAUUACCGUCACAAAUGAUGCAUCGACUACCAGCUUCACGACGUAGAAGAGAUGUACAAUCUGAUUUAGAUGAAGUAUUUGAACCAGUUAAAAUACCACGAAUAAUUCAGUCACCGACUGCCAGAGUCAUAGAAGAACAAGUGACUCCAGUCAGUUCAGUUCAAGAAGUUUAUCCGGAUACAACUUCGAAAUAUAAUCGAAGAGCUGUUUCAGUACCACCUACAACAACAGCCUCUAUACCUUUAAGAAUACAAACAAAUACUACACAAUCACGCCCAUUAUCAGAUUAUGGCAGACCACCACAAUUUAUUCAACCAUUACAAAAUGCUGGAGUGAAUGGAUCGGAAAAAAUCAAAUUAGAAUGUGAAGUUACCGGGCUUCCUGCACCACAAGUUACUUGGCUUAAAAAUGGUAUCCCAUUACCUCAAUCAAAAUCGUAUGCAACUAAAGAGAUUGGACAAUAUUAUUGUUUAGUCUUUUAUGAUGUAUUUCUUGAAGAUCAAGGUGAAUAUACAUGUGUUGCUGAAAAUCCUUAUGGAAAAGCGUUUAGUUCAUGUAGAAUGGAUGUUGAACCGAUUCGUACAGAUGAACAAUCAGCUGAUUGUGUACCAACGUUAGUGAAACCAUUACCGCCAAAUUUAUCUGUUGCAGAAGGUGGAUCAGUUGAAUUAACAUGUCAGUUCACUGGUAGACCGUUACCUUCCAUAGUAUGGCUCAAAGAUGGUAAACAAACACAAUCUUCAACUAAUUUUCAGACAUUUCAAGAUGCUGGCUUCGCUCGACUUUAUCUACCAAAAGUUGAAAAAGAUAAGUCUGGUUUAUAUGAAGCUAUCGCAACUAAUCCAUUAGGUAGUUGUUCUACCACAAUGUACAUGGAAAUACUUCCGUCUAUAAGAACAUCGAUCGAUUUAUUGCCAUCAAUUUCACCAGUGAUUAGUGGAAGUUCACCAGAAUUUACACGAAUAUUCAAAGAUGUUUAUAUUGAAUCUGAACGUUUAGAAGAAGUAGUACUUGAAUGUUCAGUAGUUGGUGUCCCAACACCGAUAGUAUACUGGACACAUAAUGGAACAUUUAUCCAACCGAAUGACCAGCGUUUUGCUAUUGGCCAAGGACCUGGACCGAAUGAUCAUUUUUUAGUUAUUCGACGACCAGGACCAGAAUCAACAGGUCGUUAUCAAGCUAUAGCAGAAAAUGUUCAUGGCAGAGUUACCUGUUCAGCAUUUAUAAGUCCUAUUGGUUACAGUCAAACAAUAAUUAAAAGACCUCCAUCUACGAUGAGUUUAACAAGGCACACAUUUAAACGACAAACUUGUCCUCGUGAAACAUCAUUGCCACCUUCACCGGCAAGUACUGCUCCAAUCAUUUCGCCACAACCAUUUCCCACAGUUCAGUUAACUUUAUCACCAACACGAUUUCAACGAGAAACAUCAGCUCCACCGUCACAAUACUAUUUAACAAGACACCAUUUACAAAUCAGACCAAGGCAACCAACACCACCAGUUCAGCUUACUUUUUCGUUACCACGCAAAGAACAAUCAUUAAGUCGAACAGAGAUAAUACGGCCUAUUGAAAGUCAAUUAAAACUACAAGGUCAAGUAAAGCAUUAUAGCAGUACACAACAUUUAUAUAAAAAACAAAUUACACCAAUUGUACCAAAUAUUGAAACACGUUAUUCACGACGUGUUGCUAGUCAACCACGACUUUCCCCAGGUUAUUCAUCAGAAGAAGAACAUGAGCAUAGUAUGUCAGUUGUACCAAUGGUACGUCAUUAUAAAACUCGUAUGGAACGAAAUAUGGUAGCUAGACCAUAUAUCAUGUCUGGUUAUAGUUCUGUAAAAGAACACAAACGUACUCUACAUAUUACACCAAUGAGACGUGAAUAUCAAACAUCUUUAGAGCAUAAUAUACCAGCUAGGCCAACAUUAGAAAAAGGUUAUGUAGCUGAAGAAGAACGUGACUAUGAAAUGAAUGUAGUACCGAUUGUACCCCAUACGGAUUAUAAAACAGAAUUGACAACUGAUAUUUAUAGUAAGCCAGAGCUGACUCCAGGUUAUACUACAGAAACUGAGCAUAUUCGAUCAAUUGUAGUUACUCCAUUAGUACCAGAAUAUCAUACAAAAAUGGAACGACAAAUAACAAGUCAUCCAAUUCUCGAAGCAGGUUAUUCAUCAGAAGAAGAACAUGAACAUAAAUUGGAUGUAGUGCCUAUGGUUACUUCAUAUAAAACGGAACUGAACGCUGAUGUAGCUUCAAAACCAGACUUGAUGCCUGGAUAUGCUGUUGAAACUAAACAUCCUAUUAAACUUGAAGUUACGCCUAUAGUACCAGAAUAUCGUACUGAAUUAGAUACAAAAGUUGCUAGUCAUCCAUAUUUAGAAGAAGGUUAUACAUCAGAAGGUGAACAUGAGCAUCAAAUGGAACUUGUUCCAUUAGUACCUGAAUACAAAACACAACUAUCAACAGAUUUGUCAGCUAAAACUGAUGUGAUUAGUGGAUAUGAAAGUCGAUUACAUUAUGAAAAAACCUAUCUCAUGGAAACGCAAUUAAAACAAUAUGAAUCGGCUAUUUCAACUCAUCUACCAAGUAGGCUCUCAUUAACAUCAAUAUUUGAGUCAACAUAUGAACAUGCAACAAAUAUGAAUAUUGUUCCUGUUGUACCACAAAUUGAACAUCAUACAAGUCAAUUGAUGACUGAUUUCUAUGCUAAAUACCGUCCAGUUGAUGUAAUUGUUGAAGUGCCUAUUCCACCAGAGUUUGUAAAACCGCUAACGAACGUAGUGGCUGAUGAAGGAGCAUGUGUUAUUAUAGAAGGUCUUGUCAAUGGCACACCAGAACCUAAGAUAUCAUGGUACCGUGCUGGACGUCCAUUAUCUGAUGGUCCUGAUUUCCGAUUAGAUUAUACAAAUAAUCGUGUACGACUAACACUCAGUGAAGCAUUUCCUGAUGAUGCUGGUGAAUAUACUUGUGAAGCUGAAAAUAUUGCAGGUCGAGCACAAAGUACUGCAAACUUAAUAGUACGUGGUCGUUUAAUGACACCGAGAUUUAUUAAAGGACUUGAGAAUCAAGUUAUAUACGAAAGAGAGUCAGUUCGAUUGAUUGUAAAAGUAGAUGGGCAUCCACCGCCAAAAGUUACAUGGACUCGUGAUGGUCAUGAAAUAACAAGUUCUCCUAAUUACAUACUUGAAUGUGAAGGUGACGGUAUUUAUGCACUCAGUAUACCUGAAGCAUUCUUUGGAAAUUCUGGUCGUUAUGCUGUAGUUGCUGAGAAUCCAGCUGGGAAAUGUAUUUCUUCUGGUUUGUUAACUGUUUUAGAACCAGAAAGACCUUAUCCUCCUGAAAUAGAUAAGUUGUGUCUGAGCCAGUUAACAGUGCAAGUAGAAGGUUUGCAACAAGUUCGAAUACCAUCACCAGAACCUCAACCGCAUCCAGAGAAACCAUAUUUCACAAAGAUCUUCAGUCCAGAAAUAGAAAUAUAUGAAGGUGAACGAUUGGUUUUAACAGCUGAAGCUUGUGGCAAUCCACUACCAUUCAUUAAAUGGUGCUUCAAUGGACAAUCUUUAAUUGAUAGUCCAGAUCAUCAACAAACUCAAACUGGACCACCUGUGUCCGAUGUGAAUGAAUUACAACCUCAUCCAGUAGUAAUGACGGGACAUUUAGUUAUGAAUGAACUAUUCCCAGAAGAUUCUGGUCUUUAUACAUGUAUAGCUGAAAACAUAGCGGGUCAGGCAGAAGUUAUGGCUAAUAUAAGUGUUUUAACAAAACCCAUAAGUGAUACAACAAAACGAACCAUUCAACCGCCGGAGUUUGUUAAAUUCCCAGAAUCUCCAGUCAAAGUUCAUCCUGAUCAAGAAUUGAUUCUGGAAGUGGAAGUUAAAGGUUUACCUCUGAAUUCACUAAACUGGUAUCAUAAUGGCAUAAUAGUACAUAAUAAUCCAAAUCAAUUCAUUCAAAAUAUACCGAAUACAGGGAUUACAAGAUUGAUAAUUGGACAAAUUCAACUAAAUGACCAAGGAGAAUGGUUAGUGACAGCUACAAAUCCAGCUGGUUCAUGUUCGAAAUGUCUUCAAAUUAUAUGUGAAGAGCCUAUGUUCAUUCAGCCAGAACCAGUUGUUCAUACUGAAUAUGAAUUGAAAUUAAGUUAUCCAUCAAUGGAUGUGAUUGAUUUACAAUAUACUGAUAAACAACAAAAUAUAUUUAUACAACCAGAAAUGACUCCACCAAAUUUCAUUGAACGAUUCCCUAGUGAAAUUAAAAUAAAUACAAAAACACCAUUAUCUAUACAUGGUCGAGUUAUUGGUAAACCGAAACCAAACAUAAAAUGGUUUAAAAAUGGAAAGCCAUUAUAUCCAGACGAAAGAAUAAAUUAUUAUCUAUUGGACAAUGGUGAAGUGGGAUUGGAAAUCUUGGAACCAACUGAAGCUGAUUCUGGUAUGUAUGUAGCAUCAGCAGAGAAUCCCGCAGGAGAAGAUCAUUGCAUUGUUAAUCUAACCGUUGUAUCGCUACCCAGCGUCGUCCAAACAGGCCAACCACCAGUAUUCUGUCGUGGUCCUCUUCCUUGGUCUCCAACGGAAACUGGUCCACUGAUCACCUGUCCUGGUGUGUUAAACUUACAAGAAGGUCAGACUGUUCGUUUAGAAGUUGAAGUAAUCGGCAAACCAGUGCCUACAGUAUCUUGGUUUAUUAAUGGUCAUCCGAUUCGUAUGGAUAAAACGCAUAAGAUCGUCCCCAUGCGUGCAAAUGUAUGUUCACUAAUACUAGACACACCACUACCUAACACUGACUCUGGUGUCUGUAGCUGUAUUGCUUCUAAUCAAUUUGGUCAGGCUGAACUUCGAUUUAAUAUACAUGUCGAAGGUAAACCACAAACUAUUCCACAGACUCCUCGCUUCAUACAAAAACCUCCUGCUCAAUUAAUGGUACCACUUAAUGAAGAAGUUAUACUGUAUGCGGUUGCAGAAGGUACACCUCAACCAGUAUUAUCAUGGCAUAAAGAUGGAAAAUUAUUCACUGGUACAUCAGAUGGUCGUAUUCAGAUUUCAACAAAUCAACUAGAAACAACACUUCAUAUUGCAGCUUUAAAAUCUGAAGAUUUAAGCACAUGGCAGUGUUUAGCUGCGAAUGUUGCUGGGACUGCUUCAGCGAGAACAAAAAUUUCAGCACCAAUUGAAGAGAAACCUAAAGAAAUAGCCCGAAAGUGUAGUAUACCAAAGAAACAACCUGAAGGUCUGCAAGAAAUAACCUCUCCUAAUCCAAUAAUUAUGUCACCACCACAAUCAAUAUGCAUAAAUGAAGGUGAAAAUGCACGGUUUACGGCUCAUAUUGUAGCAAAUCCACCACCAUUGGUAACAUGGUAUGUCAAUGGUCAACCGGUACCUCCCUAUGGAGUUGUUCAAAGUCAACAACCAGAUAAUGAAGAGAUACGAUAUUUUAGUAGAUUUGAUGGUCUGAUUUACUAUUUAGAUAUGCAAAAAUGCAAACCUAAUGAUGCUGGUGAAAUAGUGAUUGUAGCUCAACGAAGUGAUAUUUCAACACAAGCAGUAAAUGUUGAACCAAAUGCUGUUGUCAGCGCAUCUGCUAAAUUGGAGGUGAUACAAGCAGUUGAUUUACGUGCACAACUCAAACCCAUAGCAAAACCAUCUACUGAAAUAAUGCCUGAAAAAGUUGUACCAAUACAAGAAGGUCCUGUAAUGCGUGCACCACGCUUCUUGAAGUUUUUACAACCUAUAACUGUUCCUGAAUCUUCAGAAAUAACGUUUUCCGUUGAAUUUGAUGGUGAACCGAUACCUGAAGUGAUUUGGACACGUGAACAAGUUGAUAUUGAACAUAAAGAAAAUUAUAAAAUAACAACAACUUCUACAACUAGUCAACUUGAAAUUUCAAAAGUUCUUUUAGAAGAUACCGGAAACUUCUCUGUUACACUGCGUAAUCCAGCUGGACAGGCUUGUAGUAAAUCAAGGCUUACAGUGACACAAAUUAAAGUAUCAGGAAAAGCUCCUGAAUUCAUACCACCAUUAAUACAAUCGCAAAUUGUGCAAGCUGGAGAACCAAUUACAUUUGAAUGUCAGGUUACUGGUGUACCAACACCACAAGUUCAUUGGGAACGAAACGGAGAGCGAUUACCUCUAAAAGAUCUUGAACAUAUACGUGUAUUUGAUGCACCACCGUUUCAUACACUUGUAUUAUGUGAAACUGUACCAACGGAUUCUGCUGAGUAUCGUUGUGUAGCAAUCAAUGCUCAUGGACAGUCAAUUUGUAAAGCAAAUGUUACUGUUGAAGCUCCAUUACAAACUGCUCCACAGUUCGUUAAACCUUUACCUACUGGGAUAUUAGAAGUAAAAGAAGGUGAACGAGUGUUCUUAGAAGUUGAAGUUUCAGGAGAACCUAUGCCUCAUAUCGAUUGGUAUCAUAAUGGUCGAUCUUUACAACCUGGAUCAGUUUGGAACGUUAAAACGGACAGAUAUAUUUCUCAACUUGAAUGUAAUGUAAUCUCUAUGAAAGAUGGUGGAGAAAUUCUUGUUCGGGCGACUAAUUCAAUUGGGGAAACAACGACACAAACAAAAAUGGUGAUAAUCCGAAAAGAACCAGAGCUAACACCACCAGUCUUUCAAAAACGUCUCCAACCUCGAGUCAAAAUACCUGAGCAUCACACUGUCACGUUGGAAUGUUCAGUCAAUGGAUAUCCGAAACCGACUUUACGAUGGUUUCAUAACGGUGUAGAGUUUGAACCAGUUUUAUUAUCAUCCCUUUCUCACAAAGCGAUGGCUAAAAAAGAAUUAUAUGUUGAUGAGGCAACUCAUACAUAUACACUAUACAUACACGAUUUAAACGCUUUUGAUAUUGGCGAGAUUAUGGUACGUGCAGAGAAUGAAUUCGGUGUGACUAUGUGUAGUAGUGUAUUAGAAUUAGAAAUUGUUGAUGGUAAAAUUGUGAAACCACGAUUUAUUCGUCAACCACCAGAAAGAAUUGAAUUACAACCUGGAGAUAGUGCUAGAUUAGAAUGUGAAGUUGAAUCAGAACCACCUGUUGCAUUUAAAUGGUAUUUAAAUGGAUUACAAUUGGAUCAAUCAACUAAUCAGUUCAAAUUAUUUGAAGAUGUAAAUCGUUCCACUCUUUUAAUUCCAUCUGUUCAACGAGAUAUUCUUCCUAGUGAAGUGACUAUUGAAGCUGCUGGUCAAACUGGCACAAAAAUUGUGACAUCUUCCAUUUUAGUAAUGACAGCUAAAACAGAUGAUUUAACAGCGCCUGAACCACCUGAAUUACGUUUUAGUCGACAACUUCCACCAAAUUUAGCCUACAGUGAAAUGGAUGAAUCAAUAAUUUUGGAUGUAGAAGUUGACAAACCAGAAAUAUCAUCUGUUGAAAUACCUAAACCUACAUUUAGUUGGUUUAUGAAUGGAAUCGAUAUAUUUUUAUUACCACUGGAAAAGAAACCUGAACGUUACAAUAUUUCACAUGAUAAUCCUUGGCAUAGUCGAUUAACUAUUAAUAAACCUGGUACAUGGGAUUUCGGUGAAAUCACUUGUAUGGUAACACGUUUAACUGAUACAAAAGAAGAAAAAAUUUAUACCUCAUGUAAUCUUGAACUUACUUAUCAACCAGUCAAAUCAGAUGAAACAUCUAAACCAAUUGUAUCAAAAGUUGAAUUUGCACCUCAAUUUAUUCAAGGUUUACCAGAAAAAUUAACACCAGAAGUUGGUUCAACUGUAGUAAUGGAUAUUAUAUUAAAAUCAAAUCCAUUACCUAAUGAUAUUCAAUGGGUAAUAAGUUCACCACUAACAGCUGAAAGAUUUGAAUUUUUCGGUCCAGACCAAAUGGAUAGUGAUAAUGUUGGUGAGGAUGCUGAAACAACAUUACAUUAUCGUGCUAUAUUACACGAUUAUCAACCUGAUAAAGAUGAUCAUACAAUGUUACAAAUGAUUGCUAUAUCUCCAUUAGGACAAUCUACUUCAACAUGUUAUAUACAACCUAAAGAACAACAACAAACUGUCAAUGUACAAUUUGAUAAAACAUUAAAUUCACAAUUAGAAGUUGUAUUAGAUCAAUCAUUACAAUUAGAAUGUUCUAUAGUACCAACUACUAUACCAGUUGAAUUUCAUUGGUAUGUUAAUGAUUCACAAAUUACUCCUGAACAUAUAUUAUAUGAAAUAAAAACUAAUGAAUUUACAUCAAUUUUAGAAAUUCCUAAAAUUAAUUCUGAAAUGUUAGGUACUAUUAGUGUAUCAGUAUUUCAUCCUUAUGGUGAAUUAAAAAGUUCUUGUGAAUUAUAUACUGUAUCUGAAGUUCAUCUACCUAUUGUUGAAGAUUCAAUCACUGAAUUGCCAUCAACACCAGAAAUGCUAACAAUUGAAUCCAAAAUAAAUGAACAAGAACAUGAGUUUAGUUUUACUAAACCUGUUCGUUAUGAAAUCCGUCAAAAUUCAAGUGAAGAAUAUAUUCUAGAACUAGAAUGUCAGUUGAUGACAGACCAACAACCUUUAUCUAUCAAAUGGAGUCAUGAAGGUAUUGAAUUAAGUAUGUCUGAUCGCAUAGAACAGGCCUACGAAUAUGAAAGUGGUUUAGCUAAACUUAUCAUACACAAUGUUACACCUCAAGAUAUGGGUGAAUACACUUGCAUUGCUACUAAAGCUACUACGGCAACUGCAAACGUUGAACCAAUACAUAAAACGAUAACUACAAGUACAGUUGUGGAUAUAGAAGUUCCACAAACAACGGAGAUUGAGCCAACAGUAACUGAGAAGGUUCUCACCUUCUUACAACCAGUCACACCAAAUGUCCAUAUCGUGCAAGACCAUAAGGAUCUUGAAUUGGAAUGUCAAAUUCAAGCAGAUUUGAAGCCUGUUGAAGUUAUCUGGGAAGUAGAUGGCAAGGAAUUAACUCAAUCUGAUCGUAAUGAAAUGAUCUAUUUUGAAGAUCGUGGAAUAGCUUGUCUAAAAGUGCAUGAUGUGGUUCCAUCGGAUUCUGGUGAAUAUACUUGUAAAGUUACUGGUCAGGUGAUUGAAGCUGAGACCAAACAACAAAUGACUAAAACCAUUUCAUCUGGUUCAAUUGUUACAAUUGAAGUUCCACAAACAACGGAGAUUGAGCCAACAGUAACUGAGAAGGUUCUCACCUUCUUACAACCAGUCACACCAAAUGUCCAUAUCGUGCAAGACCAUAAGGAUCUUGAAUUGGAAUGUCAAAUUCAAGCAGAUUUGAAGCCUGUUGAAGUUAUCUGGGAAGUAGAUGGCAAGGAAUUAACUCAAUCUGAUCGUAAUGAAAUGAUCUAUUUUGAAGAUCGUGGAAUAGCUUGUCUAAAAGUGCAUGAUGUGGUUCCAUCGGAUUCUGGUGAAUAUACUUGUAAAGUUACUGGUCAGGUGAUUGAAGCUGAGACCAAACAACAAAUGACUAAAACCAUUUCAUCUGGUUCAAUUGUUACAAUUGAAGUUCCACAAACAACGGAGAUUGAGCCAACAGUAACUGAGAAGGUUCUCACCUUCUUACAACCAGUCACACCAAAUGUCCAUAUCGUGCAAGACCAUAAGGAUCUUGAAUUGGAAUGUCAAAUUCAAGCAGAUUUGAAGCCUGUUGAAGUUAUCUGGGAAGUAGAUGGCAAGGAAUUAACUCAAUCUGAUCGUAAUGAAAUGAUCUAUUUUGAAGAUCGUGGAAUAGCUUGUCUAAAAGUGCAUGAUGUGGUUCCAUCGGAUUCUGGUGAAUAUACUUGUAAAGUUACUGGUCAGGUGAUUGAAGCUGAGACCAAACAACAAAUGACUAAAACCAUUUCAUCUGGUUCAAUUGUUACAAUUGAAGUUCCACAAACAACGGAGAUUGAGCCAACAGUAACUGAGAAGGUUCUCACCUUCUUACAACCAGUCACACCAAAUGUCCAUAUCGUGCAAGACCAUAAGGAUCUUGAAUUGGAAUGUCAAAUUCAAGCAGAUUUGAAGCCUGUUGAAGUUAUCUGGGAAGUAGAUGGCAAGGAAUUAACUCAAUCUGAUCGUAAUGAAAUGAUCUAUUUUGAAGAUCGUGGAAUAGCUUGUCUAAAAGUGCAUGAUGUGGUUCCAUCGGAUUCUGGUGAAUAUACUUGUAAAGUUACUGGUCAGGUGAUUGAAGCUGAGACCAAACAACAAAUGACUAAAACCAUUUCAUCUGGUUCAAUUGUUACAAUUGAAGAAGUCGUGCAGAAGGAAGAUCAACUCAUCCCACCGAUUUUCGUUAAUGAGUUAACACCAUUAAACAUUUCUGAAGGUGAAGAAAUCUACUUAACAGCUACUGUUAGAGGAAAUCCACAACCCGUGGAAGUGAUUUGGAAACAUAAUGGAAAUAUAAUUAACCAAGAUGUGACUGAUGUUGUAAUGUUUUAUACACCAGGAACAGGGGUUUGUGAAUUGACAAUAUCUGAAGCAUUUCCUGAAGAUUCCGGAAUUUAUUCCGUUGAAGUACAAAAUACUCUUGGUAUGGCGAUUAGCCAAACAGAAGUAGUUGUGCAGGUAGAGGUAAGGAGGGAAGAGUCUACAAAUUUAAAAUUGGAAGAUCAGAUAAUAGAUGUUGAUGAUGUUUUGAAUGUUGUGACUGAUAUUUCAGAUGAUAAAGCAGUUGUAUCCACAGUUGAAGAUGUAGAGAUAAAAAAACAAGAAGUUAUUGUCGAUAUAGUCCAAACUGAGAAAACAGAAAUGUUUUCACCUGUUGAAACACUACCAGAAAUGUUACAAGCAGCGGUUUAUGAACAAAUACUGGAGGAGACUGAAUACGAGAUAAGCUUGGAAGAACCACUAGAAACGAGUGGCGAUGAGUUAUUCUUUGAUGAGGCUGUACCACCAAACCGAGCAGUUGUAUUAGAUGUUCUCAUACCGCACGAUUCUAUAAGCAUUGAUGAGACAAGCAUAAGUGUCGAAGAAGCUCCAAAAGCACACUCAAUACCAAGUGUAAUUGAAAUUUCAUUGCGUGAAGUUUCAUUAGCAUCAGUCUCAGAAGUCAAUGUCAUAGAAGUGAAAACCAUCCAAAAAGAAUCAGUUGAUAUAAACAAAGAAACAAUGAACACUAACGGCACAAAAAACAGAAAUCUCCUCAAGCAAAGAGCAAGAAAGCAGCAAAGCUACACCAAUAAAGGAGCAGCCGAGUGAAGUGGGUGUGGCAGUUUCCGAAACGCCGGUGGAGGUGGAGACGGCUGAGG